AUGUAUCCCUCACAGCAAAGUCCCACCACUCCUCGUCCUCGCCAACAGGCUGGCUUGGCCUGCGAUGAAUGUCGUAGACGAAAGCUUCGCUGUGACCGAGAGCAGCCGCAGUGCGGAUUGUGUCGAGACUCUGGCGUCGUAUGCAAUCGAACAACAACUAAACAGCCUCGCGGUCCAAAGAAAGGUCAUCUGCGAGCGUUACAGUUGCGUAUAACUCUUCAAGAUGCAAACAUGCCCUACCCGUCAUCAAUAGAGGCGCCAACUAAUGAAUGGCUCGCUCUUGAUGUCUUCAAUGAAGUGCGAGAGAGCUCAGCCAACAGCUCAUCCGACAGUUCCGCAGUCGAGUACUUUCCACUACCUGCGCCAUUAAUUGAGAAUCCCACUAUGGGACAAAUCUCGGAUGUCAUCAAACAUGACCUUGACCAUCUUUACUUUGAUCGAGCGCAUAACUUUUGUCCAAUUCUUAACAAGCGGCACUAUUUCGACAGAGCGAGGCAAGCCAGCAUGGACAACAACGUGACGGCAUUCUCCGGUCUACGGUAUACAAUGUGGACAGUAGCCGCAUCAACCUCGAGCCAGUUUCAGCAUGUUCAGGACGAACUGUAUGCAAACGCAAGAAGGAUCCUGGACAGCCUCGAGAUGGAUCCAUCAAUGGAUGACUACAUUCAGGUGGAGCAUCUUCAAGCGUGUACACUGCUUUUUAUCUACGAGUUAAUGCAUGUCAACUAUAGACAAGGCUGGAUGAGUGCGGGCAAGCUUUUCCGGUCCGCUAUAUUGCAAAAGCUUCACACGGUUGAUGGGCGUGAUGAGCUUUCUGCCAAUUCAUCGCUAACAGGAACUGAAAUCGAAGAACGAAGAAGAACUUUUUGGAUGCUCUUUGUGAUUGAUUGCUUUGUCAGUCUCAUGGAUCAGCUUCCGUUGACCUUCAACCAGCAUAUAAUAUUAACACGACUACCCAUGCCCGAAGCAAACUUCCAGAACAACGACCCAAUCGUUAUGCCGUUACCAUCACAAGCUCGGCCCGAUGACGAACCCCAAGCACCAUCCAGUUUUACCGAGUCCAUUCGACAGGCCACUCUAUGUAACCAAAGCCUAUCCCACUACCAGCGCAGCAUGGUUGAGCAAGAAGCCCAAGGUGCAUCCAGUCUCGACUUUUGGACGCGCCACCAACGUCUCGAAGCCAGCAUUGCUAUGAACUUGGAGCGCUUGUCGCUCCAAGACCAUUGCGCAAAUCUGCACCUGGACUCCCUGCCGCUCCUCACACACAUGACGACCCAAGCAGCCAUCAUAACAAUGUACAAGACGAUGCAAACAUCCCUGACCCAAUCCGAAAGAAACACGCAACAAGACGCUAUUGAGAAGCUAACCCACAUGGUCCUCCCCGCCGCCCAACGAGUGACUGCCCUCUCCAAGGAGUUGUCGGAACUGAGCUUUUUCCAGGUCCAUCCCUUCAUCCCCAUCCUCCUCUAUCACUGCAUCGACUUUCUGUGCUCCCACUCAUAUCUCGAUCCCGUCUUUGAAUUGCAAACUGCACUUUAUAGUGCACUGCGGGGCCUGGAAAAUAUGAGCAAGAUUGCAAAUGAUUGUCUUGUCCGCCUGGAAAUGACGUUCCCGUCGGUUUUGAGCAAACUGGGAAAUUUACACUUUUUAAUCGUAUAA
Messenger RNA from Bipolaris victoriae FI3, 1659 nucleotides. RefSeq lists its product as hypothetical. Gene Ontology annotation, cellular component: nucleus. Bases 1 to 1659 code for a protein of 552 amino acids. The transcript is spliced from 5 exons. Lineage: Eukaryota; Fungi; Ascomycota; Dothideomycetes; Pleosporales; Pleosporaceae. The record is from RefSeq and is a predicted model, not a curated record. Gene Ontology annotation, molecular function: DNA-binding transcription factor activity, RNA polymerase II-specific; DNA binding; zinc ion binding. Gene Ontology annotation, biological process: DNA-templated transcription; regulation of DNA-templated transcription.